GUUUGUUUUGAGCAAAUUUAAUUUGUGUUUAAAUUGCUUUUAUUUUGGUUUGAUUCUUCCACUGUUCUGGUGUAGUAGUAAUGAUUCAAAUGAAUGAGGAGGUGGCCCUGACCUUUCUUCCUUAAUUUUCUCUCCAUAUGACCUUUUUAUUUUCUUUCCAACCAAACAAAAAAUAAAUAAAUAUUUACUUAACGAAAUUCAAAAUAAAUACAGUCCAAGAUUAAAUUAUAAUGAGGUAAAUCCCGAAAAGGAAAUCAAAAAUCACAACCUCCAUUUAUUUUAUUUUUUUUAUUUACAAAAAAAAAAAAAAAUCUUAUUCCUCCUUCGCCGCCUCCUCUUCAACAUAUAUAUUUUUUCCUUUGUCUGAAACCCUACAAAAACGUCUUCUCCUUCCUCUGUAUCGAUGUUACCCUAAUCACGAUCCGCGGUUCUCAAUGCUCAGAUAUUCCCUCAUCUGAGAUCUCCUCGGAUCGAUUGGAUGCGUUUCGUGGUUUCUGGGUCUUAAAUUUAAAAAAAUUUGUGGGCUCAAGGAAUGUCGCUCUUGCCGAAGACCGACUCUAUUCAUAUUCGCGAGGUUUGGAAUGAGAAUCUCGAAGAGGAGUUCGCUUUAAUUCGAGAAAUCGUCGAUGAGUAUCCGUACGUCGCUAUGGAUACGGAGUUCCCCGGAAUCGUUAUCCGCCCAGUGGGAAAUUUCAAGAACAGUUACGACUUCCAUUACCAGACCUUGAAGGACAACGUUGAUAUGUUGAAGUUGAUUCAAUUGGGCUUAACAUUUUCCGACGAGGAGGGCAACUUACCCUCUUGUGGAACCGAUCAGUACUGCAUUUGGCAAUUCAAUUUCCGCGAAUUCAACGUCAAUGAAGACGUAUUUGCCAACGAUUCGAUUGAGCUAUUGCGCCAAAGCGGCAUUGAUUUCAAGAAGAACAACGAGAAUGGCAUCGACGUUAAGCGAUUUGGGGAGCUCCUAAUGUCAUCUGGGAUUGUGUUGAACGACAAUGUUCAUUGGGUGACUUUCCAUAGUGGGUAUGAUUUUGGGUACUUGCUUAAGCUCUUGACUUGCCAGAAUUUGCCAGAGACCCAAUUGGGGUUCUUCAAUUUGAUCAACAUGUACUUCCCAACAGUGUAUGAUAUCAAACACUUGAUGAAGUUCUGUAACAGCCUUCAUGGGGGAUUGAACAAGCUAGCAGAGUUGUUGGAAGUGGAAAGAGUCGGCAUAUGUCACCAGGCAGGUUCGGAUAGUUUGCUUACUUCUUGUACAUUCAGGAAACUCAAAGAGAACUUCUUUAGUGGUUCUAUGACGAAAUAUGCUGGUGUUUUGUAUGGUUUAGGCGUUGAGAAUGGACAGAAUAUUACUCAGCCUUAUUGAAUUUGUGAGUGAAAAAAAAACAACAAAGUCACUAUAAGAUUAGAAAGCCUGUGAAUGCAUUUUCAUCUUUCUUUUCUUCUCCUUCGUAUCCAUGUUUUCUAAUGUGCACUUUUGGUAGCAAGUUUCUUUAUUUAUGAAAUUUUUUUAUACUCCUAUUAUCUACUA
Molecule: messenger RNA, 1531 nt
Organism: Humulus lupulus (European hop)
Lineage: Eukaryota; Viridiplantae; Streptophyta; Magnoliopsida; Rosales; Cannabaceae
Product: probable CCR4-associated factor 1 homolog 6
Exons: 2
Coding region: 533-1366 (277 amino acids)
Cellular component (GO): CCR4-NOT core complex; CCR4-NOT complex; P-body
Molecular function (GO): nucleic acid binding; poly(A)-specific ribonuclease activity
Source: RefSeq, a predicted model, not a curated record